UCCUCCCCUUUUUUCCCCUUUGUCAUAAUGCGCAGGGUCACGUGAGGCCGAAGGUGGCGCACUGUGACGCAUGCGCAGACGCGGAGGCGGAGGAGGCGGUGCUUGUGCGUGAAGCGGCCGUUCCCCUUUCCGCGCGCCCCUCCUUCCUCCCUCUGCAGCCCCUGCAGCCGCUGGCCGGGAAACCCCGGAGCGGAGCCUCAGAAGCAGAGCCGUGAGGAGAAGAAGGAGGAGGAAGAAGAGGAGGAAGAAGCGGCGCAGGGAGGCCCCGCCGGGCCCGGCUGAGGAGAAGCGAAGCAAGGGAAGAAGGAAGGAGGGAGCAGGAGAUCAGGAGGCGCCGCCGCCGCCAUGAUGGAGGCCCGGCCGGCCCAGCGCAGCGCCUGACGGGAGCCGCCACUGAGGGCCAUGGCGGGCCGGGGCGGCCUCUGAGGAGAAACCAAGGCGAGGAGGAGGACGACGGAGGAGCAGCAGCAGGAGCGCCGCCGCCGCCGCCUCGCGGGAGGACGCCCCUCGCCGCCGCUCCCUCGCCCGCCAGCCCGCCCGGCCUCCGCGGCCUACCUCGGCGCCGCCGCCGCCGCCCCUCCAGCGCCCCUCCAGCGCCAUGUCCUGCGUGCACUACAAGUUCUCCUCGAAGCUGAACUAUGACACGGUUACCUUCGACGGGCUCCACAUCUCGCUGUGCGACCUCAAGCGCCAGAUCAUGGGCCGCGAGAAGCUCAAGGCGGGCGACUGCGACCUCCAGAUCACCAACGCCCAGACCAAAGAAGAGUAUACUGAUGAUAAUGCCCUGAUUCCCAAGAACUCAUCUGUUAUUGUCAGAAGAAUCCCUAUUGGUGGAGUAAAAUGUACAAGCAAAACAUAUGUCAUAAGUCGAAAUGAUCCAGUGAGUGGACCUUCAAAAGCAAUUGAUGACUCUUCUGCAUCUAUUUCUCUGGCCCAGCUUACAAAGACCGCCAAUCUGGCUGAAGCCAAUGCUUCCGAAGAAGAUAAAAUUAAAGCUAUGAUGUCACAGUCUGGCCACGAAUAUGAUCCAAUCAAUUACAUGAAGAAGCCCCUGGGUCCACCUCCGCCAACAUAUACUUGCUUUCGUUGUGGAAAACCUGGCCAUUACAUAAAGAACUGCCCAACCAAUGGGGACAAAAACUUUGAGUCUGUUCCCAGGAUUAAGAAGAGCACAGGAAUUCCCCGAAGUUUCAUGAUGGAGGUGCAGGACCCUAAUACAAAGGGUGCCAUGCUCACAAACACAGGGAAAUAUGCUAUCCCAACUAUUGAUGCCGCGGCUUAUGCUAUAGGAAAGAAAGAGAAACCCCCUUUCCUGCCAGAGGAGCCCUCGUCUUCCUCAGAAGAAGAAGACCCUAUUCCAGAUGAGCUAUUGUGUCUGAUAUGCAAAGACAUAAUGACUGAUGCUGUGGUCAUUCCCUGCUGUGGAAACAGCUACUGUGAUGAAUGUAUCAGAACAUCGCUGCUAGAAUCGGAGGAACAUACCUGCCCAACUUGUCAUCAAACAGAUGUUUCUCCAGAUGCGUUAAUUGCCAACAAAUUCUUGCGCCAGGCUGUAAAUAACUUCAAAAAUGAAACUGGCUACACAAAAAGGCUUCGCAAGCAGGCCCAGCCACCUAGGCAGGCGGUUCCGCGGAAUGUGCCUUCAUUACCAAGGCCGACGGGUUCAAGGCAGCAGGAUCCGCUCAUGAUUCCAGCCACUUCUGCCCCGAUGCACACAGCAACAUCCCUCAGUUUGUCAUUGGCUCCUGGCCAGUCGGCAUCUUCAACAGUCACAUUGCCAGUAAGCCAUUCUGCCGCCACAUCUGCUACUGAGGUCUCUGUACCAGUGUCCCUGGCGAUUCAUACUGACAAGACAGAAGGACCCUUCCGCGAAGGUGAUGGGAUUGGACCUGCUCCUACUCCUUCUCCUGCUCCUGCUCCUGCUACUACAGUGGCUGCCUCAGAACACUCCAAGCCCCCUUCCUCACUUUCCAUUAAUACUGUGAUGGAGGAGAAGGGCUAUCAGGUUCCUGUGCUUGGGCAGCCAGCCUUGCCAGGACAGCUGGGUUGUCAUGGGCAUUCAAUACCCACCAUGGGUCAGCCAAUGAGAACCAACCCUGUUCGCUCUGCAGGCAGUCGGUCAGGCUGGGAACCAAGUUCAAACCGAGGACGCCCGCAUAGUGACCGUACACAAAGGACUCAGGCCCCAACACUGCCAGCAUCAACACCAGUCUUUGUGCCCGUGCCUCCACCUCCCCUGUAUCCUCCUCCUCCCCACGCACUUCCUCUUCCACCGGGGGUACCUCCACCACAGUUUCCUCCUCAGUUUCCACCUGGUCAGCCUCCACCUGCUGGGUACACUGUCCCCCCUCCGGGAUACCCCCCAGCUCCAGCAAACAUAUCAACACCUUGGGUACCAACACCAGUACCAACGGCUCACUCAAAUGCCAUCCCAACGACACAAGCACCUCCUCUCUCUAGGGAGGAGUUUUACAGAGAACAGCGGAGACUUAAAGAGGAGGAAAAGAAAAAGUCAAAGCUUGAUGAGUUUACAAACGAUUUUGCUAAGGAACUGAUGGAAUAUAAAAAAAUACAGAAGGAACGCAGGCGUUCUUAUUCCCGGUCCAAAUCACCAUAUAGUGCGUCUUCAUAUUCAAGAAGUUCCUACACCUACUCCAAGUCUAGAUCUGGCUCAUCUCGCUCUCGUUCCUAUUCUCGGUCGUUCAGCCGCUCCCACUCCCGCUCCUACUCCCGGUCACCACCUUACCCACGGAGAGGCAGGGGUAAGAGUCGGAAUUACCGUUCCAGGUCAAGAUCCCAUGGAUAUCAUCGCUCAAGGUCUAGGUCGCCUCCCUACAGAAGGUACCAUUCUCGGUCAAGGUCUCCAGUUUACAGAGGCCAGUCCCCAAACAAACGCCCCGUUCCUCAAGGAGAGGGGGAAAGGGAGUACUUUGGUCGAUAUCGAGAAAUCCCACCUUAUGACAUGAAAGCAUACUAUGGCAGGUCUGUGGAGAUGCGAGACCCGUUUGAGAAAGAGAGAUUCCGCGAGUGGGAGACAUACAGAGAAUGGUAUGAGAAAUAUUACAAGGGCUACGCAACUGGAGCCCAACCCAGACCUCUGCUUAACAGAGAGAACUUCUCCCCAGAGCGAUUUGGUCCUCCCGGCCCAAGGCGAGAGAAUUCCCCAUAUAUUCGGGGUCGUAGAGAUGAUUAUCCUGGAGGUCUGGGCCAUCGAAAUCGAAAUGUAAAUGUUGGCUACUCUGAAAAACUUCCAGGUAGAGAGGCCCACAGUAUGAAAGACAUGGCCAAACUGAAAGACAAGGAGGUUGAAAACCCCCCAGGAGAUGGGAAAGGAAACAAACACAAGAAACACCGUAAGAGGAGGAAGGGAGAAGAGGGCGAAGGUUUCCCCAGUGCUGACCUUCUGGAAGGCUCGCGAAAGCCAAGGGAGACAGCUGCUGGGGAAGACAGCAAACCUGACCCUCUCUUCAUGCUCCCAAGCAGGGACGAUGCUACUCCUGUUCGAGACGAGCCUAUGGAAGCAGAUUCAGUCGCCUUUAAACCCGUUUCUGACAAGGAGAGGAAGGAAAAGCCGAAGGCAAAAGCUGAGAAGACAAAGCGGAAAGCCGAAGGCGCUGCUGCCACCAAGAAAGAGGUGCAAGCGAAGCCAGCUAAAGCACCCCAAGAGAAAGCAGAGGCUGAUCGUGAAAAAUCCCCCCGGGCUGAUCCUCCCACAAAGAAAGUGAAGGAAGAGCUGCCAAAGGCUGAUGGGGCGAAAUCACUGCCCUCUCAAAAAGAUGAGAAGCCACUCGGUGCACCACGCAAAGUCCAUCCCCGAGGCUCCAAAGAACAUCCAGAAGCCAGGCCAGCCAAGGACGAGAAAGCCAAGAAGGACCCCGCCAAGGAGGUCAAGCAGGAGAAGCCCUCUGGCAAGGAGGAGAAGUCAAAGAAUAAGCCUGUGGAUGCAAAACCGGAGAAAAGGAAAAGGAAAGUUGAGGAGAAAGGAGAUAAAGAUCACGAAGCGCCGUCAUUGAAAACUUCCAAGGCAGAUGUGGCAGAGUUGAAACCAUUGCCAAAAGGAAAAUCUGAGCCAGAGGGUGAAAAAGCAGAGAGGACUCCCGAGAAGGAGAAAGGCGUGUUGCCAGCUGCUCCAGCAAAAAAGAUUAAGCUUAACCGAGAAACUGGCAAGAAGAUUGCCAGUGCUGAAAACGUCCCCCCUGUUAAAGAAGCUCCGGCAGAGAAAACUGAGCCACCCAGCAGCAAAGGGAAGCUGGAGAAAGCCAAAGGGAAACCGAGGAGGAAACCCGCAGCGGCUGACGGAUCUGGUUUGACGCUGGUGGAUUACACCAGCACUAGUUCUGCUGGAGGAAGCCCUGUGAGAAAGCCAGAAGAUAAGCUAGACACAAAGCGAACUGUCAUCAAGACUAUGGAAGAGUACAAUAAUGACAUAACAGCGCCUGCCGAAGACGUCAUCAUCAUGAUCCAGGUUCCUCAGUCCAAGUGGGAUAAAGAUGAUUUCGACUCUGAGGAGGAGGAAGAGGAGGAGGAGGAGGAGGAGGAAGACAUUAAAUCUGCACAAGUUCCUUCUGCGGCUGGGAAACCCUCGAGUGUUGUCAAGAACGUCAGCACAAAGCCAUCCAACUCCCUCAAACACAGUGAAAAGGAUCCCGAAAGUUCACAGCCUGAAUUGAAAAGCUCCAAAAACCUGGCAUCAAAUGAGAGAGGGAAGGCCAAAGACCGGGAUCACUCGGCAUCCGACAGAGACUCUUCUGAAAAAAGAAAGGGUGGCGUCCAGCUGGAGAAAGAGCGCUCGGAGCGUACCGCAGAGCAGGGAAAUGCAAAAAACUGCUCUUCUCACUCUUCCAAAGAGACCAGAUCUUCAGACAAACAUGAAUCUGCCCAUGGAUCCUCUGUUAAGGAUUUCACUCCUAACCGGGACAAAAAAUCUGACUAUGACAGCAGAGACUAUUCAGGUUCUAAGCGAAGAGAUGAAAGGAACGACCUUGUACGGAAAAAGGUCUCUCCUCCCCGCAGCCGGGAAUCUGCCACCUCUGGGCAAAAGAAUAAGACGAGGGACGAGCGAACAGAGCAGCCCAAAAAGGAAGCUGGGGACUCCAAACGAGGCAGUUACAGCCCUCCGAGGGAUCGAAGGCUGAAUGAUCAUAAGACGGCCUAUGACCCUAGGCGCUCCACAGAACAACCCAAGCCCCAGGAGAGGGGCUCGGGCAAAGAAAGAGAGAAACGUCCAUCGUCGGAGACCUGGAGCAGCAAGGAGAGGGCGGUGGGCGGGAACAAGUCCUUGUACAGACGCUGCUCGCCAGAAGCAAGAGAACAAGGGACUGUGCCGAGCGACAAGAGCACUGCCAAGCCGAAGCCUCAGCCGAGCCACUCUUCCCGCCUCUCUUCUGACCCAACGCGAGAGACCGACGAGGCUGCUUUUGUCCCAGACUACAAUGAAAGUGACAGCGAUAGCAAUGUCUCUGCAAAACAGGAGAGUUCUCCGGGGAGAGCCACCAGGGACGGGAAGGACAAGGCCGCUGAUAAGCUGAAGGAGGCUGCUGCGGCAGCGGGCGCCGGUUUGGCCAUCCAGCCCCGCGGAAGCCGGAGCCAGAGCCAGAGCAGUCCCAGUGUCAGCCGCAGCCAGAGCCCCUCGGAGAGCCAAGGCCGGAGCCGGAGCAGCAGCGCCAGCUCUGCCGACAGCCAGGACAGCAAGAAGAAGAGGAAGAAGAAGGACAAGAAGAAGCACAAGAAGCACAAAAAGCACAAGAAGCACAAGAAGCACGCCGGGACAGAGUCAGAAGUGGAGAAAAGCCAAAAACAUAAACACAAGAAGAAGAAGUCGAAGAAGAGCAAGGAGAAGGAGAGAGACGACCAAAAAGCAAAAACUGUCGCCGUCUAGGAUGGAGGGGGCAGCGGGGAGAGAGGAAUGGACUGACUUGACCAAGUCACCUGUAUGAAAUUUUGUUAUAAUGUAAACAAACAAGAGCCUUGUAAAUAAUGCCAUGACAGGCCCUGUGCUGCACUUACACAAUUGCUGCUUGAUUUGAUUUUUACAUCAGAGCUUUAUAAAGUGAACAUUUUGUACAGACUUGUGAGUUGUGACCAUGUAAUAUUGAGGGGGGGAGGGGUGGUGGUGAGUUUUUUAUUUAAUUUUAUUUUUAUUUGGGGGGGGCUCUUUUAACCACCAUUAAACUAGUUUGGGUGGAGUUUACUGUACUGUGAAAAAAUUCACACUUUUUUUUAAAAUUGCCUGUGAGGAAAAAUAAAAGGGUUGAUACCAGUUCUAAAAUAUCAGCCAGAGUACUUGCGGAAUGCAUUACAGCCCUGUUCGGUUACUUUUGAUUACAAUA
This is a messenger RNA of Rhineura floridana, 6329 nucleotides long. It is a transcript of the gene RBBP6, whose product is annotated as RB binding protein 6, ubiquitin ligase. The record is from RefSeq and is a predicted model, not a curated record. The transcript has 17 exons. Gene Ontology annotation, biological process: ubiquitin-dependent protein catabolic process; protein ubiquitination; mRNA processing. Gene Ontology annotation, molecular function: ubiquitin protein ligase activity; nucleic acid binding; zinc ion binding. Lineage: Eukaryota; Metazoa; Chordata; Lepidosauria; Squamata; Rhineuridae. Gene Ontology annotation, cellular component: nucleus. The coding region runs from base 599 to 5878 and encodes 1759 amino acids.